AUGAAUAAAGUUCUAAGGGUAUAUAAUCGAGGUUUCCCUUACAAUCAAAAGUAUUCUUCGUAUGGUCAACUCUUUGGUUGUCUGAACCAUGGAAACCUAAAUGCACAUCAACGAAAAUGGUCAACGGCGGAACAAGCACAAAAUUACAAAUAUGCAACGCAAAUUCUUUUGUUAGCGAAUAGUUAUUUACCUUUACCAAUCGAUAAUGAACUCCAUAUUGCUUUUACCAAGUAUUUAAACACGACACUUACUUGGUUGAAAACUGGGAUACAGAACCCUUAUCGAUAUUUUGAAAGAGCAAAACCUCAAGUUCGAGGAAAAGCAUUCGAUGUCCUUAGUAACCGAGAAAUUGUCAAUAAGGACUUUCUUGACAUGAGUAAGGAAGACUUAAUGCAAGCUGGACUGGAAAUGGGACCAGCUUUGAGACUUGCAAAAGAGGUCCAGGCCUUCAAAGACAAUACGAAGCGCUCGUUCUCCUCGUACAAGAGUUUGAGUGAGAAUAAAAAAUAUGGCCCAGUUGCUGACAGCAACGAGGUUAUGCGCUGUAAAUAUAUUUUAUCAAUCCUUCACACAGCUAUCAGUCUUCUUAAAGAUUUGCUUAUCUUACCUCAGGUGACGGUAACUGGUGCUGAAAAUUCCGGUCGUAAAAAGCGGAAGGCGGACGAGGCAUUCGACUAUGGGUAUGAAUAUGUAUAUGGCAUUGUCACGAUAGGCAUUUUCUGUACGAGCAAAACCGAAUAUCGAAUCUCACUAACGGAAGAUGCUCUCAAUGAUCAAACUGAACGCGAAGAGGAUUUUAGGGGUUAUAGCAGGCUUGCUAAAGGAUAG
Funneliformis caledonium is the source of this 828-nucleotide messenger RNA. Lineage: Eukaryota; Fungi; Glomeromycota; Glomeromycetes; Glomerales; Glomeraceae. The record is from the annotation of a GenBank genome assembly.